AUGUCCGAUAGUACUGGACCUCCAAAGGGAAAGCCAUAUGUUGCGAAGAAACCAUUGCUCCCAAGACAUGUACAUGGCGUGGUAGUGGUGGAGAUUGCAACGGCCAGUGCCAUACUGGCGAGGUCAGAUUGUUCCAAUCAAAACGCGGUGGUGGUUUCAAAACAGAGUCAAGCAACUACGGGUGUGGCCGAGGAUGGAAAGCAUUCUGCUGUGAAGAGGAAGAAUACGAUGAACUACUAUCCGGGUGCAGGUGGACUGGCUGCGGUGGCAAGUGCAACUGUCACUGGGUUGGACAAGGUGAUUGUGCAGAGAACUCAUGUGCCAACUACGAAGUCACAGUUGGGACAGAAGGUUAUGGAGGCGACAAAGACUCCUGCGCAUGGGGCUGACGCAAAGCACUCUGCUGUCAACACAACCCGAAAGCCAUUACCUGUUCCCGGGUACUCGAGGAAUGACGCAAAGGCGAGCUGCUUUGCGACUAAGCUCGAAGUAGUGUCGAGGAACGACUUGACAAAAAAGCAAAUCGAGGCUUCGGUUGACACAGACCAUAAUCCAGAUCUCCAGUAUGCUACCGCUCUUCUUGAGACUGCCAUGACCGGAAUACUGCCAAACGGGACUCACAUGGUGACUGAAGCCAUUGAUUACAAGGAUAUAUACGAUUACUGGUCAAAAGACGUGCUCCCUAAGUUGCCCUCGGCAGGUUCAAGUCGAGUUGUAAAGAGCCCAAACGAUUACUUCAUGGAUCGAUGGGGCUCCAAAGGCAAUCGCUCACCUUUCUUACUCUUGGACCCGACAAUCCAAGGUGGAAACGGCCAUGAUGGAAUCCUGGAUCCCAUUAAAUGGAUAUCAGGCGCUGUACCAAGACUCAGAAGAUUGCAUGAAAUUCACCAAGAGUUUGACUACAACUGGUAUCGAGCACGAACGGACAAUGCUCGUAAAUGGGUUAUUGAACAGCUGGACUUGAUCGAGAAUGCGUUCCAAAAAGCAAGCCCCGUACCAGCUAACUACAAGACUGUUAUGGAUACUGUCGCAGAAUUCAAAACCGAGGCUAGGCUCAUAAGGCCGCCCCCUGAAGACCCCAAGAAGUAUCAUUGA
Messenger RNA from Fusarium graminearum PH-1, 1095 nucleotides. RefSeq lists its product as uncharacterized. The record is from RefSeq and is a predicted model, not a curated record. The transcript has 9 exons. Bases 1 to 1095 code for a protein of 364 amino acids. Lineage: Eukaryota; Fungi; Ascomycota; Sordariomycetes; Hypocreales; Nectriaceae.